This is a messenger RNA of Limulus polyphemus (Atlantic horseshoe crab), 5744 nucleotides long. RefSeq names its product glucocorticoid-induced transcript 1 protein-like. Bases 1021 to 2058 code for a protein of 345 amino acids. The transcript is spliced from 8 exons. Lineage: Eukaryota; Metazoa; Arthropoda; Merostomata; Xiphosura; Limulidae. The record is from RefSeq and is a predicted model, not a curated record.
GCAGUUUAGGGUUUUGUCCAAUCUUAGUCGUUAAAAGUUAGCAAACCGUGUAAACUAUCCGCCUUAGACCUCAAACUCAUUUGACAAACGUGUCGCUUACUGGGUUAUUUAAUUUGUCCAUUCCUCAUGUGGUACUGAACCAGGGAACUCAGUGUAUGAAUGUAAUUAUAUACUUGAUAACUGAUGGAAGGGGUGUACUUAAAGUGCGCGUGUGCUCAAAUGCAGAGUUGAUUUUUUUUGUCCUUUUCUGCGAUUUUAUACAUCUUAAAAAAUCAUCUCCCUUAACCCACUUAAGAAGUAACUUACAUCUGUGUGUGUGUUUGCGUUCAAAUCGACUCUCCCUUCGACUUGUGAGGCUACAUUCCAACGUAUGUACAUUACAUCUUAAAGGACAUCUUGGGAGAUCUAUUUUUUCUGUUUUUAACUCUGGUGAUUACAUUGGUUUCCAUUAAAAUCAGAAUCUCAUUUCCACAUCGAUACUAUGAUUUAAGGGCAGCGCAAGCAGUUUUUUACAUGUUGUGGGAGCCAAAUUUGAAGAGUGACCUCAUAUAAAUAGGUAUUUCCGAAGGAAAUAAAAAAAGAAGAUUAAUCUCCUUUCUUCGCAGCAGCUGAAUAUGUUCAUUUAGUGGCUUUUUUGGUAAUUAGAAAGCUAUGUGUUUCUAACGUAAGAGUGAUACAAUUCGUUACAAAUUCAGAAGACUCACAAAUUUCAUACUGAAAAUAAGUCUAAAAAGGCUGUAAUUUUAUUGUAUAGAUCAUCGGUUAGGCCACAUUUGGCGUAUUCUUGGAUACCUUUCUUUAGGAAGAACAUUGAAUUGUUUGGAAUGGUUCAGAGGACAACAAGGAUGAUACCUGGGAUGAAAGGAUUGUCAUGCGAGGACAGCAGAGAAGUCAAAGACGUUGAACAUUAAGUCCGUUAGUGCUGCCCCCUACAUUCGACGAACCGCCUCUCUGGACACGAUUUACCUGGCUGGUCAGUGGCCGCGUGACUGCCACUAUCACAGCUAUUAUGUCCGACAUAUGAUGGACAGAGCCACACAGACAGAUGAAUGGGAUGAAUCGGAUAGGAAGAAAGGAUCACAAAGAAAGUCUACUGGCAAUGGAGGAGACCAAUUAGAAAUGAAGUACAUUCGCCAAAGACUUCAACGGACCACCAAGAGCAGUCAUGGCCCAGGAGGCUACAGCUCGCACCAGAGGCUUAGUCCUUUUCAAGGAGACCAUUCUGCCAUAUCAAUCUCUACUCCUGCUGGUAACAAUAAUGGUUCCCUUUGCCCAUCAUCGCCGUCCACAACAGCGUUACCUGCUAGCACUUCACCUUAUCAACUGUUGUAUAGCGUCCCCACACAUGGUGGGCCUACGGGGACAAUUGGCAAGCCUCACACAGGCCCAAUUCCAAUCCCUCACAUUCCAAAGACUCCCUUUCCCCGCAUCCUCAGCAGUGUUGAAGGUUUAAAUCAGGAGAUAGAAAGAUUAGUUCUCAAGGGAAUCUCAGGGAAUGAUGUUGGAGAUGUAGAGCUUGAGAGGGAUCUAGAUCCACCACCGGAUGGCCAUCGGGCCCCUAUUGCUGAUCUCUUCAGAUCCACUACAGCCAUAUCCACACGAAAUGUGGACACACAAACUCCCUCUGGUAGAGGAGAGAGUUGCCCUAGUAGUGGUGCAACUAGUCGCAGUCAGUCAGUCUCACCAGUUGUUCCAUUUUUAGGCCAAAUGGACAGCUCUCAGCCUGUCAGUAGAGAGAGUAGUAAAAGUGCCUCACCUGAUCCAGACUACAGUUUUAAAUUUGGCACAAGUCCUUGUAUUAAUAGGUUCUUGGCCAGAGAACCUCCAGAUGGGUGUGAAAAAGUAAAAAUUGUAGAAGAACGUAGGAAUACAUCAAGUCUCAUGGAAUCCCAAGGGUAUAGACCCAUCAAACCUAGUGAGAAAUUUGUGUUAUUGCCUAGCCAAAGUUCUGCAUUUUACCCACUUUACAAGAAUUAUGUAUCACCUUCAGCCUCAGACAGUGCUCUGCAGCAGUUGACCUCAUCUCCUCACUCUCUGGCUGAGGAGAAGCUGCAAUGACCUAUCUGAGACAUUUCUUAUACUCUACCCCUUCCCCACUACUUCUUUGUAUUCUUAUUCUGGUGAAACCUGUAACCUUUGUUAUGGUUGGCUUUUGAGAAGCCUAAAAUUAAACAUGUAUUCAGUGGUUGAUGUGUGUAGUCACAAUUUAGGAUGAAGGUGUUUCUCCAUCUUGCCACCAUCAGUUCUUCCUUUGUAGUCAUCUGCAAAUACAAAUAAUGGUCGUGAAAUGUCCUUUAACAAUUCACUGUUCACCCCCUGUUUCUAUGGUGACCACAUUCUCUUCAACUUGUGACUGUGAUGUUUAAACAACCAAAUAAUAGUUAUUGUUAUUUUUAACUUUAAGAUAAAGAAAAAUUUAAUCUGUACAACCUUGAGGGGCACGGAUUUUUAUUCAAGUUGCAAGUCUAUAAAUUUUAUUAUAAACAGUGCCACACUUAUACAAGAAACUUGUAUUUAUGAUAGAUUUACUUUCUAGGAAAUCACAAGAGUGAAACACUAAACUUUGAGUUUUUCACAUAUUACUAUACUGCCUACAUAUGUUGGUAACAUUAGGCAAUCAAUGAUUUCAGUUGAGGUAGAAAUGACUUGGCAUGACUUAUUGGAUUUUAAAGCAUUCAAAUGAAAUGAUAGAAGUUUGUUCCUAGAAUACUUGGAGUUUUGUUUACAUUAAUAUUAGUUUUGAAACAAUAUGAAUCAUCUUGUUUUUGGAUUUUUUCUGUUUUAAAUGUAUAUUUCUACAGAAGCAUAAAAUUUAGAGAGAGAAGUGUUACACUAGUUAAGAAAAAAAAUUCAGAUGUUGUUGUACACAAGUUUGCAAAUAUAGGAAAACUAAUUCAACAUUCUAGUUUGAAAAGUAUAACAACUUAGAAAAGAUAGCAUUGAACAAAUAAACAAAAUGUUUGUGCACUGUGUGUUACCUACUCUUGUUAAGGCCUAAUCCUAUGUUUACAUAUUCUGUCUUGACCACCACAUUUUUUAUAUCACACAUCUUCACCAAUUGUGUUAUACAAUGUAUGAUAUAACACUUAAUGUCUGUGUGUGUGAGAUAUAUAUAUAUCCAACUUAAAGAAGAAAAACAAAAAAAAUGUAUAUAAUAUAUAGACUAAUACAUAUCUCUAUGAAGUAAAAGAUGAUAUAUAUACACACACACAUAUAUAUGUAUAUUAUAUAUAUAAAGUUAUCUCAGGUUCUGCAACUGAUAGCAUUUACACACAUACACAUUUUUGUUAGCAGUUUGGUUUUAUUUAUCUUGAACUUCCAAUUUGGUAACUUGUUUGAUGACAAUGUAUCUAAAAUCUUAAAAGGUGCAAUAGUUUAAAAGAUGUUUUUGAUAGAACAAUUAUUUCUUUUGGUAUAAUUUUAUGUAUCUUUUAGGAAAACAAAAAAAAUUAUCUGGUUUGUAAUAUUGAUUUUAUUUUUCUUUCAUGUUUUGAAUUACUGCCUUUUAUGUUUAACAGCUUAUGUUGAAAAGCCCAUUCAUCUAAUGAGUGGAAAAGCAUUUAGAACUCAUUACAUUCUUAACUUCUCUUAUUCUGUUAAACCUGUCCUUUACUAGCUCCUUAACAAAAAUAGUACAAAUUUUCUUGAAGUUCUUUUUCUUUGCUGUGAAAGUUUUUAAAAUACUUCCAACUAUAUUAAUUUGGUACUUUAUGCAUAAGCUCUUGUUGGCUGCUUGUGAAGGUUGUAUUUCUUUUUUGUUGUUGUAAGACUGCUUGAAAUGGGUCUCUUUCCAUUUUUAUGUGAGCACAGAUUAGCUUUCCAACUUUUUCAUGCAAGGUCAGAAAACAUCUCAAGAUUAGAGGUAACAAUGAAACAGUUUCAUUGUUUCAACAGUAUUUGAGUCUCUAAUAAUAAUGGUUGAUUAUGUUUUUUUGGCCAGUUGUUUCAUUGGAAUUUUUAAUUUUUUGACAAAACAAACAAGUAAUUAAUAUAUUAUCUCGGUUGAAAGAGGAUCAGUUUCAAUUGAGUAGUAAAACAAUUAGUAAGUGGACAUUUUCCUUCUUUUGUUAUGGCAUAUUAGAUGAGAAUAGAUAUAUCAGUUUUUAUUAGUUAUUAUUAUCUUUACUCUGCUAUCCAACAUCUUUGUAUAUAACUUUAUACUUCGUACCACAAGAUACUGAAUUACAUAAAUUAUCCUUGUGCUUUAAUAAACAACAUUUUUUAUUUGUGUAACUUCAUAAGUUAAUAUGCUUUCACAUUCCCACUUGAUGGAAUCAGUGAUUAUGAGUCAUAUCUGCUAUUAUUGUUAUGACUGAGUGAAGUGAAUAAGAAAUUUGUUUAUUUGAAUAAUAUCAAUACCAGUAAUAUUAUAAAUUCUUUUAAUUGCAUAUAGGCUUAGUUCUUUUUUCUAAUUUCACACCUAACAAGAAUGUUACACUGACUAGAAAGUGGGGCAGUAAAGGACUUGCAAAAAUGUUUGAAAAAUAAGGUAUUUCUUAUAUAGGUAAGUAUCAAGAAUAACAUGCUAAUUAGCACAAAUUGUAAUGAUUAGUUAAAACAAAAAUACAGUUAUUGCAUUGUAUGAAUGAAUUCUGUUCACAGAAAACCAUUAAAUUUUUAUAUUUAAUGUAUUCUAUAAUUUCUGGUAAUAUUUAGCUAUUACUCUCUUAUAAGUUGGUGCCAUAAACUAACCUUUUGAUGAUUCACAAGCUACACAUUUCAAAGUAACAAAUAUUAAUGUGAUAUUAAGAAAGUAAUAGUAUUUUUUUUGUUUUGCAAGAAACUUAGUUGCUAAAGAAAAGUGGUAUGAAAAUUGUCUAAAGUGAUUCUUCAGAGGAAAAUUAGUCUGUGAAAUUUCAGGCAUUUUAUUGGAAAUUCUAUAUGUUUGUUGCUAAGUGUUAAGGACAAGUUGCAUCACAGAAAGUGGUGCAUGAUUUGAUAUUAGCAAGAAACUUAGUCUGUUAUUAAAUUAAAAACAGUUAAGGUAUUUAAAAUUCUUUCAGAGGUGUUACGUUUCCAAUCUUCCGUUAAAGCAUCACAUUACAAAAGCUAAUAAUGUUCACAAAAAUUCUGACUUGUUUCAAAAUGAAAAGUUAGAUUCAAUUGAAAUUUUUUAUGUCCACACCAUACCUUUCAUAAAUGCUAGAUUAUUUAUAUAUAUGGUUAAUGACAACAACAUUGUUUAUAUAAAAGUUCUGCACAUAGAUUUCAAAUUGAUAUCUUUUUUUUUUUAGCUAGAUUAAAUCAUCUAUCCUAGUUUUGAGUAUUAAGUCAUUUAAAGCUUGUCUCUUUCACAUUAUGUUUGCAUUACAUAUCAUAUGCAUAUUUGAAAUUCUCAACACAUUUCAGAAGGAUUUAUAGUGAUUAACAUCAAUAUAUUUUCUUUAGGGUGUGAGUUAUACCUUAGGAACUCACACCUAAAUAGCAGAUUUGUGCACUAAGUGUUUUUCUCACAGUAGUGGUUUUUUGGUACUUUAACCCCUGUUUAGGGAAACUGAUACAUUUUUGAGAAACCUGCAGAUGUGUUUAUGAGGUAUUGAUUUACUAAGGUAUUGUGCAACUGCCAGAUAUUUGUGGCUUACAAAGGAUUAGCAUCUAAGAUACUAAAUGUAUGCUCGAGUCAGAAUUUUGAAACAUCAUGUUAAUAUUUUGAUCUCUGUUUUAGAUCGUACAUACCUUUUAACAUCAUGCUUUCAAUGUUAUACAUGAAUGAAGAUCCCAAACUCAACACAAAACUUCUACAC